GCCGCCCUGCCUCAGCCACCAGCUGACUACGUCGGGGCUGCCGCCUGGCUCCCCGCCGACCUUGGGUGCCCGGGGCGGGGAGGUGGAACACCGGAACAGGCCCGGGGCGGGUGGUGGCUGAGCUGAGAAGCUUGUGAAGCUCAUAUGAAAUAUUCUAUAGAUAUUUCUGCUGUUGAGUAGUAAGUCAGAUGAAAGAAAUGAUCAUGUCCUAAGACAGCAAUAGAUCUGGAGUAUGAAUCCGUGUACAGAAGUGAGUUGAUGCCAGAUUUGUUAACAUCGCGGUAGCUUGAUGGCAAUCCCUUAUUCUGUAAACCAAAGCCAUCUUUCUGCCAAAGCAAGAAGGGGACAGUGCACAAUCUGACUACAGAAUGUUAUUUCUAAAGAAGUGAACUGUGAAGAAAAGACUCAUGAAUUUUGAUCAUAGGGUCUUGGAGAGCAUCUCUGAUGUCAGCUCCACUGAGGACCUCCCUGAGGCAGAAUUGGUGAGCAUGCUAGAAGAACAGAUGCCAGAUUACAAGUUACGAGUGGACUCUCUGUAUCUCUAUGAAAAUCAAGACUGGAUUCAAUCUAACUGCCAUGCCCGUCUUCCCAAAAUCUCUUCUCCAGUUCAUGACGAGGAGACCUUCCGUUACAUGAAACUACCUUGUAUAUGUGAACAAAGGAACAUGUCACGACAUAACAAGAAUAUUAACCAAAAUGAAGAGUUGCUUGCAGCCUUCCCAUGGGGAGUUUUAGGCACAGAUAAUGUGGAGCAGAAAACCUACAGUGACGCUGACGUGGCCAAACAUCUGCUAGCUGAGAAGGACCGGGAUCUGGAACUGGCAGCUCGAAUUGGACAGGCCCUGCUUAAACGAAACCAUCUGUUGACAGAACAGAAUGAAGCACUAGAAGAACAGUUAGGACAAAGUCUAGAUCAAGUUAACCAGCUGCAGCAUGAACUAUCGAAGAAGGAUGACCUGCUUCGUCUUGUUUCAAUUGCUUCUGAGGAAAGUGAAACAGAUUCCAGCUGUUCUACACCACUUCGUUUCAAUGAGUCUUUCAGUGUAUCACAGGGUCUUUUACAGCUGGAUAUCUUGCAAGAUAAACUCAGGGCACUGGAAGAGGAGAACCUUGCUCUUCGAUCGAAGGCUUGCCAUCUAAAGACAGAAACCAUUACAUAUGAAGAAAAGGAACAGCAGCUAGUCAGUGACUGUGUCAAAGAGCUCCGGCAAACAAAUGCUCAAAUUUCCAGAAUAACAGAGGAAUUGUCAGAGAAGAGUGAGGAGCUGGUUUGCUACCAGGAAGAGAUCUCAUCCCUUCUGUCUCAGAUUGUUGAUCUUCAGCAUAAACUCAAAGAACAUGUGAUUGAAAAGGAAGAGCUGAAACUUCACUUACAGGCUUCCAAAGAUGCUCAGAGACAGCUGACAGCAGAGCUACAUGAGUUGCAAGACCGGAACGCAGAGUGUCUAGGAAUGUUGCAUGAAUCACAAGAAGAAGUGAAGUUGCUGCGCAGCAGAGCCCUCUCUGUUGCUUGUCUCUACCAUCCCCAGUCAUGUGGAGCAUUUCCUGUGGAUUCCCUUGCAGCAGAAAUUGAAGGGACAAUGCGGAAGGAAUUGAGUCAGGGUGAUGAAUCUCUUCUGUCCAAGCAGAUGGGUCACCAUAAACGAGUAUUUGACACUGUCAAGGUUGCUAAUGUCACUCGUGGACGCUCGUCUUUCUUUCCUGUCCCAUUACCAAUUCCUGGUUCUAAUAGGUCAAGUGUUGUUAUGACAGCAAAGCCUUUUCAGUCUGGCUUACAUUCAGAAGGCCACACACAGAUGACCCAGAGGAGCAGCUCUGAGAAGAAUUUAAAGGGCAUGCAUAAGUGUGGCCAGCCAGGAAACCCUAGAGACAAUGACUUAGUCACAGCUCUGCACAGGCUCUCCCUCCGUCAUCAGAACCACCUGAGUGAGAAGCAGUACUUUGAGGAGGAAUGGGAGCGAAAAAUGCAUUUGCUGGCUGAGCAGAAAGAAGGGGGAAGUGGUAGUAAUACACCAAGAGAAAGCUGUUUUUCCUUGGGUACAAACUCAGAAUUCACUGAUUUCUCUGCCAGCUCUAGUAACCUCCGUGUCCUCCUACCAGAAAAAUUGCAAAUUGUCAAGCCCAUUGAAGGAUCUCAGACCCUGUUUCACUGGCAGCAACUUGCUCGACCCAACCUAGGCACCAUUCUGGACCCAAGACCAGGUGUUGUUACAAAAGGUUUUACCCCUCUGACUGAUGAUAGUGUGCACCACAUCUCUGACUUGGAGGAGGAUGAUGAGGAAGAAGGUGAAGGAGGUAUAACAUUUCAAGUGCAACUGUCCUUUCCGGAGAAAAAGUGUGCAGUGUCAAAGCAAGAGUCAGGGAUUUUCCUGUCACCUAUUACUUCAGUAGCAGUACCACUCACUGCCUCAAAUCCUGGAAAGUGUCUGUCUUCAACAAAUUCCACAUUUACGUUUACUACAUGUAGAAUCCUUCACCCAUCUGAUAUCACCCAAGUUACUGCCAGCUCCAAGUGUGCCCCAUUUUCACUUGGAAAUAGUGGCAGCAGCACUGGAAAUCUAGUAGUGAGCACUCCAGCCAUGUCUUACAGGCUUAAUAUUGGAGAAUUUCUCACCAACAGAGGAGAUUCAACUACUACCCUCAGCAGCACCAGCAGUCUGGCACAGCUUUUGCAAGAACGAGGCAUCUCUGCCAAGGUUUAUGAUAGUCCUGUAUUAGAAAAACUGCCUUUGCUAAAGCCCCCUCAAACAGUCCCUGUUCCUUCUACUCCACCCAAUUCUCCCUCACAUUCACCUUGUCCUUCCUCUUCACCAUUUGAGCCUCGAGUGCAUCACUCAGAAAAUUUCUUGGCUUCCCGACCAGCAGAAACAUUCUUGCAGGAAAUGUAUGGCCUAAAGCCCUCCCGCAACGCGCCAGAUAUAGGCCAGCUGAAGAUGAACCUCGUGGACAGGCUGAAAAGGCUGGGUAUUGCCAGGGUGGUUAAGACCCCUGAGACAGAGGACCACAGGAAGAAUCGGGGGCCCGAGGUUAGCUUGCGGAGGCAGGACUCAGCUGUGUUUCUAAAUGCAGGUAGCAACUUAAUGGCAGGACUGAGAAGAAACCAGAGUCUUCCAGCCAUGAUUGGAGCACUGGGAGCUCCAAUAUGCACACAGUCAUUAAAAAUGGAUAUCCUAAAGGAGGACUGACUGGUAUGGACUUCUAGCAUAAUAAAUAAUACUUGAGGGAUAAACAUCCAGAACGGGCAUGGUUAGGUGUGUUACAGAAGAGUUGAAGAAGGCAUGUGCAUGUUAAAAGAUGGGGGAGAGAGAAGUGUUGGGAUCAAGGAGAAAAGAACAAUGCUUAGAUGAGGAAGAAGGCUUUUGUGGAAGAUAAGAAAAGAAAGAAGCCAAAGUUUAGUUUUGUGAUUCCUUCAGCAUCUGUCUUAGCUUAAAUAAAAGACCAUUGUAGAUAUUCUCAGUAUUUUAACAUUUUAAACUGUAUUUGUAAAACCGUCUUGCAGGUGCUGUUCUAUUUUUUCUGCCAUAUGACCAUAGGAUUUUACUAUUUGUUAGCAGUCAGACCAUAUCAUUUAAAUACAAUAUUAAAAUAAUGAUCAGUCUGACCAGCAUCGUUGGUCCAAUUUCUACUCUGUAGCAAACAAAUGCAAAAACUUGGGACA
Molecule: messenger RNA, 3658 nt
Organism: Oxyura jamaicensis (ruddy duck)
Lineage: Eukaryota; Metazoa; Chordata; Aves; Anseriformes; Anatidae
Gene: TRAK2
Product: trafficking kinesin protein 2
Exons: 17
Coding region: 408-3185 (925 amino acids)
Biological process (GO): neurogenesis; anterograde axonal transport of mitochondrion
Cellular component (GO): dendrite
Molecular function (GO): GABA receptor binding
Source: RefSeq, a predicted model, not a curated record